Messenger RNA from Anarrhichthys ocellatus (wolf-eel), 4689 nucleotides. RefSeq names its product inactive dipeptidyl peptidase 10-like. Bases 189 to 2576 code for a protein of 795 amino acids. Gene Ontology annotation, cellular component: voltage-gated potassium channel complex; plasma membrane. Lineage: Eukaryota; Metazoa; Chordata; Actinopteri; Perciformes; Anarhichadidae. The record is from RefSeq and is a predicted model, not a curated record. Gene Ontology annotation, biological process: regulation of potassium ion transmembrane transport; proteolysis. Gene Ontology annotation, molecular function: potassium channel regulator activity; serine-type peptidase activity. The transcript has 26 exons.
GCACCAGUCUUUACGCGAGCGGCAUCAUUGGUUGAGAACGCGUGCGUGUCACCGAGAAGACGGACGAACCAGUAAACAGCUUAUAACGAACACCAGUAUUCCUGCCGGUUUGGGUCCCUGUGAUCGCUUUCGGCAGCAGCUUUUUUUCCCCCCUUUCUCCCGACCGGAGCUGUCCGCGGUGCUGAAACAUGAACCAAAGCGCGGGAGCAGCGCAGCACACCCGGCGGUUCUCAAGUGAAGAAAAGGACAUAGGACCUAUUGGACCAGACAGAAACUGGAAGGGCAUCGGCAUCUCCCUGCUGGUUAUUGUGGCAGUGCUCUCUCUCAUUGGUCUGUCCAUCGUUCUGCUGUCUAAAGAAGAUGGUGGGAAACCCUUCGGUUCACAGUUGACACUGGAUGACCUCUUUCAAAGAAACUUCCAGAUACAUGAUCCUGAUGCAGAGUGGAUCAGUGAUGAGGAGGUCAUCUUUCGGAGCUGGGAUGGAGACAUUAUGAAAGUCAGCACGAACAGCAACGAGACAGAGCUCCUGCUGAAAAACACAACAUUUGCAACUUUUAAGGCGUCAAAGUUUGCAGUUUCUCCAGAUCUGAACUAUGUUCUUCUGGGAUAUGAUGUCAAGCAGAUCUUCCAGCACUCUUUCUUGGCCUCGUACCUGAUCUACAACCUGUAUACAAGAGAGGUGCGGGAGCUGAACCCUCCGGAGGUGUCCGAUUCAGUCCUCCAGUUUGCCUCGUGGGGCGUUCACGGCCAGCAGCUGAUAUAUAUAUUUGAAAACAACAUUUACUACCAAACGGAUGUUCAGAGCAGCUCGUGGAGGCUCACGUCUUCUGGACAGGAGGGAGUCAUCUUCAACGGCAUCACGGACUGGCUGUAUGAGGAGGAGGUGUUGCACACGCAAGUGGCCCACUGGUGGUCACCUGACAGCUCCAGACUGGCCUAUCUCACCAUCAACGAUUCCCUGGUUCCCAACAUGCUCCUGCCCUGGCUGACAGGCUCUCUGUACCCCAGGGGGAAGGAGUACCCUUACCCAAAGAUGGGACAAAUCAAUCCCACCGCCAGACUCUAUGUUGUCAGUCUGGACGGCAGCUCCCUCACAACUGAGCUGAGACCUCCUGACAGUUUUGAAAAGAGUGAGUACUACAUCAGCAUGGUGAAAUGGGUGACACAGGAUAGGCUGAGUGUGCGUUGGGUGACUCGAGCUCAAAACAUGUCAAUACUUUCACUGUGCGAUGUCACAACAAGUGACUGCACCAAGAAGCAUGUGGAGACGUCAGAAAAGUGGCUUGAUCGUCAGAAUGAAGAGCCAGUGUUUUCCAAGGAUUGCACAACGUUCUUCAUCACUAUGCCCUUAAGACACGGUGGUCGCGGGACAUUCAACCACAUCACCAUGAUCUCUAACCAAUCUGAGGGUGAAGAGGUCAACCUCCGCCACCUGACCUCAGGAAGCUGGGAGGUCUCUAGAAUUCUGGCCUAUGAUGAGAGCACAAACUCACUUUAUUUCCUAAGUACAGAGGAAGGCUCAACACAACGGCAGUUCUACAGAGUCUCCACACUGGAUCCAUUUCAUAAAGAAUGCCUCACCUGCUCCCUCUUCAAACCAAAGUGCACCUACUAUGACACCACCCUCAGCCCAGACUAUCAACAUGUUCUCCUCCACUGCAGAGGUCCUGGAAUACCCCAAACUACUCUUCACAGACUGAGUGAUAUGAACAAGCACAAGACUGUGGAAAGGAACGCAGCGUUAAGACAUGCGCUGAUAAACAGGGGGAUACCCAAUUGGGAAAGAAGAACCGUACAAAUCAACAACUUUGCACUUCGUCUGGAGUUGAUUAUCCCAAUAGGUUUGGAUGAAACAAAGGAGCACCCGCUGUUACUGAUUCUGGACAGCGCCCCCGGUGGUCAGGCUGUCAUAGACCGCUUCUCUCUCAGCUGGGACUCGGUGCUGGUCAGCUCAGACAGCGUCCUCGUGGCUCGUCUGGACGGCCGGGGCAGCGGCUUCCAGGGUCAGAGGGUCCUGCACGAGGUUCACCAGAGACUGGGAACUGUGGAUGUUCAGGACCAGAUCACAGCUCUGGAGCACCUGGUCAGACUACCCUACAUCGAUGGCAACAGAGUUGGAGUUUAUGGAAAGGCGUAUGGAGGAUUUCUUUCUGCUCUCCUGCUCCUGUCCCACAGUGCCAUGUUCCGGUGUGGCAUCGCUGUCGCCCCCAUAACAAACUGGAGACUCCAUGGGUCGGCCUACACCGAGAAAUACUUUGGCUUCCCGGCAAAAGAGGAUCACAAAUACCAGAUUUCCAGUCUGCUCAGAAACAUCACAGCACCGAGUCCUCUGAACUUCCGUAUUAUCCAUGGCACAGCAGAUGCCACUGUUCAUUUCCAGCAUUCUGCUGAGCUGGUCAAACUGCUGUCUGCGUCGAAUGUUAACUACACUCUCCAGAUUUUCCCAGAUGAAGGACACAACAUGGCCUCCACCAAGAGCCAACACUACAUGCUAAGCUCAGUGCUCACCUUCUUCAAGCUCUGCUUUGAGGAGGAGCAGGUUGUCGUCGUGGAGAAAUCUAAAGACCAUGACUAACCCAUAGAAGGUCCUACAAUGAAAAGUGAAGAGUGUAGCAAUUGUUGUCAUGAGCCGACAAAGAGGUUGUGUUCUCCUGAAGGGCAUCUCUCUCUCUAAAAGUACUCAUCACUAUGUAAGAUAAGUAGCAUUAUAUGUGCUAUGACCAGCGUGGGGAUCCCAGGGUUGUGAUUAUUAAUUGUUGAAUUGAAAAGAUGGUUGUAUUAUCGCUGUAUUCCAAUGCUUCAGAUUAGACUUCUUCUUUGUAUCAUGUACGGAGUACAAAAAUGUCAGGGAAUCAAAGAAACUUGUAUUUUUCCAUUUUACAGUAUAGUUUUUGCUGACUGCUGUGAAUAUUUAUAUUUACUGCAAAGGAGACUAUAUAACUUAACCUGGGAGAUCACAUCACAAAAUAACUUCUGCAGGUGCCUUUACCUCAUUACAGUCGUCACUAUUACUCAACCUUAUAGCCAACAACACCUGAGCUUUAUAGUCACAUUAAUCUGCAGUUUUUCAGGGAACUUAAUGGUCCUUCUGUAUUUCAAAUCCACCAUCUCAUUUAUUUCCCAUGGGAUGUGCUGUUUCAAAUUCUACUUUAUGUAUUGUUUGAUCAACUCAGAGUGAAAUUUGACUUUUGUGUGAAAAGAAAGGUUUUAGCUCAUCUGAUAAAUGGACGCAUGCUAACACCAAUUUGUAGGACUAUUUGGGAACUAAUAUGAUGACACAAAGAUUGGAAGCCAUCAGGAGGGCAAGACCCUGCAAAGGUCGUCUACAGGCAGCCUACCGCUAUCCUCUUUUGAGCCUGCUAUUUUACGCUAUCAGUAGUUUACAGCAGGGGCUGCUAGUGAUAACACAGCUGAGCACAUCUCCAACUCCGAGCUCUUACUCUGUGUCCAGACAUACAAGUUGCUCACUUUAAUUGUUUGGGACGGUGUGUUUGGCUAACUGGCGAAGUUACUAGUAGGCACACUGCUGAGUACAUCGCCACCACUCAGCCGUUGUAAUGCGGGGAGUCAGCUUGGUGAGUUUAAUAUUGUUUUUGGUAAGAUUGUAUAACGUGUCUUAUAUGACGACUUUGAGCCGAUUGCCAGUAUUCAUCACCGCUUGUUUUUGACGCCAGUCGUGGGUUGUAUUCAAAAAAGUUUGUGCAAAAUGAAAGAAUAAGUUAAUAAAUAAUAUAUUGUAUCAUAGCUGGUCAGUGACGAUAACAAUUACAUUCUGAUGAUAUUAAUACACUUAAUUAAUCAUCAUCAUUAAAGUAUUAACUAGCUAUCUAAAUUAUAUAUGAUUUUUAAAGUAUUUAUUGACCAUUUCACAUUAUUUCAUUAUCAUCAAUUGCAACAUCGUAACAGCCACUAUGGAUUCAUUUUUAAAGAUGGUUUAUAAACCAAUUAUUGAUAAUAAAUCGUUAAUUUUCAUUGUGAGUCAAAUAACCAUUAACUAAAAUGUUGAAGACUACCAAUUUACCAUUUCUUAAUGAUGGUUAUUAUAAAGAGUUAAGUCACGUUAGCUAUUCCCACUUCCCUUUUGCAAAGUACCCAUGGAUGUACAGUGAUAGCUGACUGUACCCAUGGAUGUACAGUCAGCUAUCACUGGAUUACUUUGAUGCUGAGGAAAAGUUUAACAAACUGUUCUGAAGCAGCUUUUUUCUCGGAUUUCUGAACGUUUAUUCCCAACUGACACCAAGUUAUGACUCUUUUAUAUUUGCAUCAAAUCAGAAACUACACUGGAGUAACUCUGAUUGGUAGCCCUUUCAUGAAUAAGUCCAAUCAAAGCUGGAUACUUUUUUCUCAAUCCCACUAUGUUCUUUUGAAUGUUCAUAACCGACUGGAUUCUUCACUGUUAUAUGCAGCGUCUAACAUCCCAGAAUGUGAAGUGUUACAAAUGGGCAGAAAACCAAGUCACGUAAGUUUUAAUAAUACUGGUGUAUUCUGUACAGCGUGCUGUGUGUAUGACCAGAUCAUCAUAUCCUUCUUCGAGUAGGUUAUAGCAAACCAGAAGAUUUUCUGACCAUGAUCCUGUGAUGCUUACACUUCUGCACUUGCUUGAUUCUGUCAAACUGCAACUAAUUCUGUCAUAUAUACUGACAUUUGUAUACUUGGGGAAAAAUGUAUAUGCUGAAAUAAAUUGUUAA